AUGGACGAGGACUUCGAUCAGUUGAUCAAGAGAUGCGCGGUCUUGCUGAGCUCGGAGGUCCCUGAAGAAAUCAACAGAGGCGUUGAGAUUCUACAAAGCUUCUUCGUCAUGAAUGAGGGCGAAGGAAAGAAGCUUGGAUUUGCGAGGAUUGCUCAAGAGAUUACAGCAUACCAUGGGGGCGUAGUCUUGAAUCAACUUUGGAUCGGCACGCUCGGGCAGGUUCCACGCCAGGAUGACUUCACAGCAUUUAAGUUUAUGGUUGUCUACGGUACGGCGCUUGCCUAUCUCUCUUCCAGCAAGGUUUUUGUUGAAAGAACUUUGAGGUUGUCUGCAAUAGGAGCAAAAGAAAGACAGGCUGCUUGCAAGAUCUACCGCGAAUUGUCCGGUUUGUUCGUCGAAGAAGCGCGCUUGCUUCAGAAAGGCGAAGAGACAUAUGAAGAGCUCAAUUUUCGAGUGAUGAUGACGGCCCCUCUGCAAAUUGUGGCCAACUUUGCACGGGGUUCAGAAGCCUUCCGAGAAGCGAUGCGGGAAGUUGCAGAGCAGCAAAGCCUUUUCGACUACCUUGGACCUCUCCUUUCACAGGACUUCCUCAAUAAGCUACCUGCUGAAGAUUCAUUCGGUGUCCGUGCUUGGAUGACUCGAUUGGUGACGUCGCUUGCGUUCGCCGCCGACAGCCAGCUCUGGGCAUUAGAGAGGGGCCUCCUCAAACUGAUUGCAGCAAUCUACGAAGCCUCGCCCCUAGAGGAAUCAAAACGGAUUGGCUCUCCGUUCGUGCGAUGCACUGCACUCCUUCUCUACUUACUCGAGAUGGAGGCCACUGCAGAAAGGAUGCGCGUGCACAAUGCACUCUCAGGUUUCAAGCCCCACAAGCAGAAGAUCAACUGUUCAGAGCUGCCCUUCAAGCCUUGGCGACACAUUGAAGCGAAGCUGCGAAAGUACCCGGUGACGAUGAUGACGCAACCGCGCUGCCCUGAGCAGUGGAAGGUCAGAGCGGAAACAGGUGUUGGACACGAAGCAGUUGGAACUCCGGUGGUUUGCUCGUGGAAGCUGUGCAAGGCAGGCCCUGAGCCCGUGAUUGGGAAGAAGUUUGGCAAGUGCGCGAUCUGUCAAGUAUCACGUUACUGCAGCAAAGAUCACCAGAAGCUACACUGGCCAACUCACAAGGUUCACUGCCAAGCGGGCGCGACCCGUAAGCCGGCUUCUUAG
Messenger RNA from Klebsormidium nitens, 1206 nucleotides. Lineage: Eukaryota; Viridiplantae; Streptophyta; Klebsormidiophyceae; Klebsormidiales; Klebsormidiaceae. The record is from the annotation of a GenBank genome assembly.